ACGGCACCUUUCUCCUUCUUUUUAUUCAGGGACUUUAUAGUUUUCGAAGGUGAUUCAGUUGAGAUGCAGACGCUGUAUAGUUACAUAUAGUUUUACACACAUACACACGAACAUCAUGCAUAUUGUUUACGGAAUUAGUCUGAGCAUAGCUCUUUUUAUCCUUUUGGCGAACGUCGCAGCGAGUGACAUCAUGCUCAGAAAAAGUAUAGUUUAUGACAAAAAGACGCCUGAUGUGUUUUAUUGUCCUCAGCACAAGCCAACGGGUAAAGAUAAGAUGAUAGUAAAAGCCAGGCCACUAUCGAAACUUUGUGAAUUUGGAGAUAAACCAAUUCCCGAAGAUUAUAAAAGUGAUUGUUACAAUAACGUUGAUGAGACUGAUUUUGCCUGUAAAGAAAAAUACAGAAUUAUGAAGCGUUUGAAGAAUGGCAAAAAGCAAUGAAGAAAACUGGGAGACAAGACUUUAACAUAUAUAGAAAAUAACAAGAAUGUAACACAAGCAAGCAAACGCAUUUAAGUUACUAAUUUUUUUUUUUAUCAAAUCAUUUACAUUAUAUAAUAAUGUAUUAUUCAGUAUUCUAUACAUUAUGAUAAUUAUAUAAUUAUAAAUUGAAUAAUUAUAAGAUAAAUAAUUA
This is a messenger RNA of Leptopilina heterotoma, 632 nucleotides long. RefSeq lists its product as uncharacterized. The record is from RefSeq and is a predicted model, not a curated record. Bases 116 to 439 code for a protein of 107 amino acids. The transcript is spliced from 4 exons. NCBI's taxonomy places the organism in Eukaryota, Metazoa, Arthropoda, Insecta, Hymenoptera, Figitidae.